AAAAAUGAAAAACUUAGAGUCAAACUACAAUAUCGAAACCCUCAGUAUCCCUACUGACACAGUCAACCAAGAUGUGAUUGAUCGUGCCCAAAGAAGUUCACUAAAGACCAUGGCCACCAAAUGCCAUAGACGUUCCUUGAGUCCAGCAUUUUUAGGAAAGUCACUUAGUGUCAAAAGAAAGGAAUCUAGGAAUUCUCAUGCCAAGAAUUAUACUUUGGGAGAGGACUUAAAUGACAAGUCCUUCGAUUACUGAGCAACUCCAAGUACUGGCAUCCAGUCCAAGAUUGAUUACUUCAUUUUCCCUUAUAAUCAUAGAGUCAACUGUGCGAAGCACAUGACUUUUGAUCCUGAAAAAGCAAGUGAUAAGAGACACUCCAGCCAAGAAAGAACAAGUGGGUGGAAAAAUAUCCGGAAGAUGAUUCUGCAACAAGAUGUACGAUUCCUUCACCAUAAUCUGAAUAAUUUGAAUGAAGGACUAGUCAGAGCAACUCAGCCACCAAAAGAGAUAAGAGAGAUUUUCGCUUUUGGGAAGAAAAAGAAACAGCGAAAGCAAAAGAAAUCACCUGCUUCUAUUAUGAAAAAGAAGUCCUUAAUUUUAAACCAAUUCAAGUCAAGGAUACCCAAUUUUAGUAGACUUGGAACUAGUGACAUAAAUAGAAGCUUGGCAAUCUCCAAACAGCAAUUUUCGAGUUCUCACCAAAAUGGCAGAGAGAUUAAGAACAAAAAGUGGCUAGAUAGGAGGAAUAAGAAUCAUAACGAGUUCCAGAAAGUUUUUACUAACAAUGGGUAUUAUAAUAGCAAGCUGAGCCCGAAGCAAACUAUCCUCAACAGCUUACUGACAGAGCCUAUCAAAAUUUCAAAACCAAGUGAAGAGAUUGUUACUAAAGUAAAAGAAGAAAGGACUGAGUUCAGGAACAGAAAGCUUCGAAUCAACCCUGAAAAGAUCAAUAGAAAUUCUAUAUGCUCAACUAAAGCUAGUUUUAAUCUUCUGACGCCUGAAAUUGCAGGCGAUGCAAAAUUUUUUAAUACUUCCAUAACAGUUCCUUCAACGGCAAAAGGGAAGAGAAGGAAAUGAAAACUGAAGUCAAUAGCUUCAGAUAUCAAAAAAAAGCGAGGAAAUAUGAUUCUAAAUGUCUAUUCACCAGAACCCAAAGUCUUUCCAAAGCACGGAAAAAUUAAGGCGUUUCGAACCAAUGAUUUUUUUUACCAAACCAUUAUAUAAUCUUCAACCAAGG
Messenger RNA from Moneuplotes crassus, 1235 nucleotides. The record is from the annotation of a GenBank genome assembly. NCBI's taxonomy places the organism in Eukaryota, Ciliophora, Spirotrichea, Euplotida, Euplotidae.